Manis javanica (Malayan pangolin) is the source of this 1509-nucleotide messenger RNA. RefSeq names its product nuclear receptor subfamily 0 group B member 1 (gene NR0B1). Gene Ontology annotation, molecular function: transcription corepressor activity; transcription factor binding. The record is from RefSeq and is a predicted model, not a curated record. Lineage: Eukaryota; Metazoa; Chordata; Mammalia; Pholidota; Manidae. Gene Ontology annotation, cellular component: nucleus; cytoplasm. Gene Ontology annotation, biological process: male gonad development; adrenal gland development; negative regulation of transcription by RNA polymerase II.
AAGGCAGGCCAUGGAGGAAAAGGACCAGCCGUGGAAGGACAGCAUGCUCUACAGCAUGCUCAUGCGGGCGAAGCAACCGCACGCGUUUCAGGAGGCGCCUGAGGCGCCCAAGACGCGGCAGGAGGGCCGGCGCUGGGGCUGCUCUUGCGGCGCGCAGUCCCCGGUGGGCGGAGAGGGGCUGCCGAAUGGGCGGGCAGUGGCGCACAUGUGCCGCUGCUGCUUUUGCGGUGAAGACCACCCGCAGCAGGGCAGCAUCCUCUACAGCAUGCUCACCAGCGCAAAGCAAAUGCAUGAGGCUUCGCCUGCGCCUGAGGCGCAGCUGGGGAGCUCGUGCUGGGGCUGCUCGUGCGGCUCGCAGCCCCCGAUGGGCAGAGAGGGAGUGCAGGGCGGGCAGGCCAUGCCGCUCAAGUACCGCUGCUGCUUUUGCGGUAAAGAGCACCCGCGACAGGGCAGCAUCCUCUACAGCUUGCUCACCAGCGCAAAGCAAACGCACGUGGCUCAGGAAGAGCCCGAGGCGCGGCUGCGGGGCGCGUCGAGGGAUCGCUCCUACUGCACCCAGAGGCUGGGGGGCAGAGUGGAGCUGCCGGGCGAGAGGGAAGUGGCGCUCCUGGAUCGCCGCUGCUUUUGCGGUGAAGACCACCCACAGCAGAACAGCAUCCUCUCCAACAUGCCUACCACCUCAGAGCAGACGUACGCGGCUCCAGAGGCGCCGCUGCCGGCUCCCUGGUGGAACACCCCGUGCAGCGCACAGCAGCGGGUGGCCCUCAAAAGUCCACAGGUGGUCUGCGAGGCAGCCUCGGCGGCCCUGCUGAAGACGCUUCGUUUCGCCAAGUACUUACCCUGCUUCCAGGUUUUGCCUCUGGAUCAGCAGCUGGUGCUUGUGCGCAACUGCUGGCUGCCGCUGCUCAUGCUGGAAAUGGCCCAGGACCGCUUGAACUUCGAGACGGUGGAGACCUCGGAGCCCAGACUGCUGCAGAGGAUCCACACCACCAGGCGGCUGGAGAGCGAGGGCGAUGAGCCGCCGCCUCUGCCGACGCUGCAGCCACAUUUGGUACUGCCGCCGAAGGCUGGGCUUUUGCCGUCGGCCACUGAAGUCCAAGCCAUCAAGGGCUUUCUUAACAAGUGCUGGAGCCUAAACAUCAGUACCAAGGAGUACGCCUACCUCAAGGGGAUCGUGCUCUUUAACCCGGGCUUGCCAGGCCUGCAGUGCGUCAGGUACAUUCAGGGACUUCAGUGGGGAACUCAGCAGAUACUCAGCGAACACAUCAGGAUGAAGCACAGGGGGUUCCAGGCCAGAAUCGCAGAGCUAAAUAGCACCCUUUUCCUGCUGAAAUUCAUCAAUACCGAUGUCAUUGUUGAAUUGUUCUUCAGGCGCAUAAUUGGCACAGUCAGCAUGGAUGAUAUAAUGCUGGAAAUGCUCUGCACAAACUUUUGACGGCAUGUGGGCCCCACAAGUGCAGUUCACCAAAAGGAAAGAUAAGGAACUGGAAGUGGAAUAGUGGAAAAAUG